GACGCUAGGGGUGAGCUCACGCGAGAUCACACGACGGAGGAGGAAGGGGAGCCUGUUGUGUUUGUUUGUUUGGUUAGAUAAUCGCAAACGAAAUGGGGACUUAUUUCUCCUUUGACUGUGUUUUGGGACUGCUCGUCGUGCUCGCAUGCACGUCAGCGUCUUCAGACGUGUUCGACAGCGUCUUGGGAAACACAGCUUCUUGUCACAAGACAUGUCAAAUGACGUACAGCUUGCACACCUAUCCACGGGAGGAGGAACUUUAUGCGUGUCAGAGAGGUUGCCGUCUCUUCUCCAUUUGCCAGUUUGUUGGCGACAGCGACGACCUGAAUCAAACCAAAACCGAGUGUGAAUCAACGUGCCGUGAAGCCUACACGCAGUCAGAUGAGCAGUAUGCCUGCAACCUGGGCUGUCAGAAUCAGCUCCCAGUCGCUGAGCAAAGGCAGGAGCAGUUGGUGGCCAUGAUGCCCAGAAUUCACCUGUUGUACCCUCUGGCUCUGGUCAGAGGGUUUUGGGAUGACGUAAUGAGUCAGGCUCACAACUUCAUCACCUCUUCAUGGACAUUCUACCUCCAGGCUGAUGAUGGCAAAGUCGUUAUAUUCCAGACUGAGCCACAGGUCCAGUUUUUCCCCCAGUUUGAACUACAGAAACAAGUUCAGGAAGAGCCACAAAAGACACCGCCCGGCUUGAGCAGCCCAGUUUACAAAGAGUACCACCGCACCUUAAUCCAGGAGAGGGACAGGGACAUGUUUGGGGACCGCAGCAUCUCUGAGGAUGACUACAACCUCUUUAGCUGUCUCUCAAGGAACCCUUGGCUACCAGGCUGGAUUCUAACCACAACCCUGAUCCUGUCUGUGUUGGUCCUGAUCUGGAUCUGCUGUGCCACUGUGGCCACUGCUGUAGACCAGUAUGUACCUGCUGAGAAACUGAGCAUCUAUGGUGACAUGGAAUACAUGAAGGACCAGAAACUGACUCCAUACCCAGCAUCCUCUCUGCUCAUCAUCACCUCCUCAGGGCAGGACGAGGAGGCCGGGCCCCUCCCCUCUAAAGUCAGCCUGGACCAGUCCAACAUCUAGAAGCCAAAGCAGUAGCAAAAUAGGGAUGCUCUCCUUAAUAAUCUGAAGUUAAAACUUCUAAUCUGAAGUUGAUUUUUAUCUUCUGGCACAAGACCCUCGCUUCUUGCUGUUUAAAUUAGGAGUAAGUACUUCCAGUACAUUUUCUAUGACUGUUGUGUAAUGUCCUGUCUCUCUUUCAAGCUUUUAGAAUUGAAGUGAUGGAGAGGGUUUUUUUCUGUAUAUUGGUUUAAUUGAGGCAUUACACUAUAGCAGUGGUGGUACAAGCCAAAUAGCAUUUUGGAAUUUUUCUCCUAUUUUGGUGUUUGCAUUAGCUCUGUGUUGGUGUGCUUAUUUUUAUCGAACAGUACUGUGUAAAUUAACUAUUUGUGACUUGAAGUACUACUACAGGUUUCACUGGAACCCUAAACCUUCAGUAAAUUUUUUUUUUUUUUUUGAUUUGUAAUAGUUUAUGCUUACAUUACUGACUUUCCCUUUGUGUUUAAAUUUUUAAUUCAGCAGUUUCCAAAUGAAAAUCCUCUUCAACUAUACAAUCUAAUGCAGUGCCCUUAAUCUGUUAAAAGUGGCGGUACACAGGUCGCUGUUACUUUACACCUGUCUUUUCUCGGAAUUACAUUGUUUCAGAAAUAAAUACAGUGGAGUGAAACUGUUGUUGAUGCUG
Molecule: messenger RNA, 1731 nt
Organism: Myripristis murdjan (pinecone soldierfish)
Lineage: Eukaryota; Metazoa; Chordata; Actinopteri; Holocentriformes; Holocentridae
Gene: tmem59
Product: transmembrane protein 59
Exons: 8
Coding region: 93-1073 (326 amino acids)
Biological process (GO): positive regulation of autophagy
Cellular component (GO): lysosome; late endosome
Source: RefSeq, a predicted model, not a curated record